AUGGCAGACCAUUUCGCGGUGAUGGCGGGGCGGCUGCUCACGGCGUCGACGGUCCAGUCCGCCAUCGACAAUGCCUCAGAUGCGCCUUCUUCGACAGCAGCCGCUUCUGCUUGUGUUGAGGAGGCCGUCCUAGUUGGCAAGCAGAAGAGUGGUGUCCUGGUGGAAUGCAGGAUCUGCCAGGAUGAGGAUGAUGAGACCUGCAUGGAGGCUCCUUGCUCCUGCAAGGGCAGCUUGAAGUAUGCUCAUCGGACAUGCGUUCAGAGGUGGUGCGACGAGAAGGGGGACACCAUAUGUGAGAUAUGCUUGCAGCAAUUCGCACCAAACUACACUGCUCCUUCCAAGUUGUUUCACCAUGGAAGAAACUCAAUUUUCUUCAGCAGAACUCCUGCAUACAUCCAAGCACAGGACACAUACCAGAGUUCUUCCACCUCCACAAGCUACGAGUAUGAUCGACAAGCUUCCACCCCGAAAAGUGUCAUCUGCUGUCGCAUAAUUGCUAUAACUCUGAUGCUUCUCCUGGUGCUCCAUGACGCCAUCUCAGUUUUCCUCAGCGACCAUGAUGUCUACACCGUCGCGAUGAUCACCCUGCUGAUGCUCAGAACGGCCGCCGUUGUGAUACCUCUCUAUAUCAUCAUGGUGGCCGUGACCGAACUGCUAUAUCGACGCAACCAACUGCAGAGUAUGCAAGGUCAGGUUUCAGAAGCAGCAGGAAGGAGCACACAGCCGGUGCCAGUUCCACCGCCGCAACAGCUUGUUGUCAUCAGCAUCCAGUAGCGCAAAAAGGAAAACCCAGUCAAGUAUGGCACCUGAAUGCGGUUUUGAGCUUCAGAUGUGCCAUAUACCCACACAGGGCAUCCAGUAGCGCAACAAAGAAAAACCAGUCAAGUAUGGCUGUACGUAUGUGAUCUUCAGAACACCUUGUACAUCGAACCAAAAACGUAUAUCUACACACAUGGACACUUGCUUCAGAAGCAGUGAAGAUGAAGUGUGCCUGCUGUACAUGACGAGAGAGUAAACGACUUGUGCAUGUACAUUUGAUGCAGACAAAAGUUCAGACUUUCACUAA
Messenger RNA from Lolium rigidum, 1066 nucleotides. RefSeq lists its product as uncharacterized. Gene Ontology annotation, molecular function: ubiquitin-protein transferase activity; zinc ion binding. Lineage: Eukaryota; Viridiplantae; Streptophyta; Magnoliopsida; Poales; Poaceae. Gene Ontology annotation, cellular component: membrane. Gene Ontology annotation, biological process: protein ubiquitination. The transcript is spliced from 7 exons. Bases 1 to 774 code for a protein of 257 amino acids. The record is from RefSeq and is a predicted model, not a curated record.